Molecule: messenger RNA, 731 nt
Organism: Meloidogyne enterolobii
Lineage: Eukaryota; Metazoa; Nematoda; Chromadorea; Rhabditida; Meloidogynidae
Source: the annotation of a GenBank genome assembly
AUGGAUGCUUCUAUAAAUAAACAAAAUAAUUCAAACGUUGCUGGACAUUGUUUUAAUGCAGCUUCAAAUAUUCUUGAUAUUGGCCUUGCUAGAGAAAUUCACUUAAUUGAGCUCCAAAAUACCCAAGCCUUUAUUGCCCAUAAAGAACACGAAGUUUCUGUCUAUGAAAAUGCUAGGAGUUUAAUUGAAUGUCAAGCGCCAGGCGAUCGCUGUAUGGUUUUUCUUGCUGAUAAUUUAUUUGUUAUGAGAACGCGUGAACAAGCUUUAGAAAUUUUGGAUAGACAAAUUGAAGCUUUUCAAACUGCCUUAAAAUAUUUACGUCAAGAAAUGGCAUCUCUAAAUGAAAAGGUUGCUCUAAUGGAAAGAUUAAAUAUUACAAACGAUGGUUUAGUGGAAAUUCGAGAACCAGAAAAUGAAGACAAGGAAGGGAGUGGAAAAAUUAAAGGUAAACGAAUUCAACAUUCUCCUACUAAAAAAUCGCCCCCUUCACCGAAUAAGUCACUUUCAAAGCCUUGUUCAAAAAAUGAUGAGAUGGAUCGAAUAAAUGAUGAGAUAGAUCAAAUACUGAAGAGAGAAGAAAAUAAUGAAGACAAUAAUAAAAUUAAUGAAAAAUCUAAAGAAGAUAAUACCAAACCAACUAGGCCAAAAGGAGUGUCUGAAAAGGUUUUUUUUGGGAUUAUGAGAGGUUUGUCAAACUUUGUGAUUCGCUGGAAUUAAGUGAAGAUGAGGAG